ACGAAGGAGACCUUUUUUUCACUUUUGGUCAGUUGUUGGCGUCGAUUGAUUCCUUGAGCUCUCGCCUUCGUCGCAUUCUUGAUGGCAAUAAUUUAGAGGCUGAGUUGAUGAAGAAUGAUAUGCUGUAUACGCCAAAAAUUAUUGGGUUAUAUAUGACACCAUCGGUGGAGUACAUAAUUUCUGUUCUUUCGAUUUUGAGAAUUGGGGAGGCUUUUUUGCCUCUGGAUCAUUCAUGGCCACGACAUAGAAUAAUGUCAAUUAUUUCCUCUUCCAAUGUUCGUCUUGUUAUUGCAUGUGGGUCUUCGUUUGGUGAGCUGCUUCAUGAAUCACAUUGGCUUGUAAAAUGUGGGAUUUGUCCUGUGUUGUGUUUUUCCAUGGAACAGAGUGUUUCAGAGACAAUUGGGCCAUCGGAAUUAAAUUAUGUUUGGCAUUGUCAAAGCCAGAGGCAGAGAUUGUUCUGUUAUUUGAUGUACACCUCAGGUUCCACGGGAACGCCUAAAGGCGUAUGUGGCACUGAGCAAGGUCUUUUAAACAGGUUUUUAUGGAUGCAAGAUUUGUAUCCCCUGAAUGGAGAGGAAGUUUUAUUGUUCAAGACGUCAAUUAGCUUUGUUGAUCACUUACAAGAAUUUCUUAGUGCUAUUCUUACCGCUUGUUCUCUUGUUAUACCUCCCACUAUGGAGCUCAAAACGAAUUUGUUUUCUAUCAUCCAUUAUUUACAGGCUUAUUCUAUUUGUAGGCUUACCACUGUUCCGUCAGUGCUAAGGGCAAUACUUCCUUCUUUGCAAAGUCAACAUAACUUGAUUCUACAUUCAUUAAAAUUGUUAGUGCUCAGUGGUGAAGUUCUACCUUUAUCCUUGUGGAAUAUGCUUUCCACGUUACUUCCGAAUCUCUCUAUCCUGAAUUUAUAUGGGAGUACAGAGGUAUCUGGAGACUGCACAUAUUUUGAUUGCAAGAAUUUGCCAACGAUUUUGGAGACAGAGACACUUACAAGUGUACCAAUUGGUAUCCCUAUUUCAAAUUGCAAUGUAGUGCUUGUUGAAAGUGAUACUGAUACACCUAAUCACGGAGAAAUAUAUGUUGGUGGUCUCUGCGUUUCUAGCGGAUACUUUUCUGAAUCAACUUCUAUGUCUUCAGAGUUUGUCAAGCUACAUAAGAAAUCGAUUUGUAACUAUUCUGUCAACUGUGGAAGCGUACUGUACUUCAGAACUGGUGAUUUUGCCCAAAGACUUCAAAGUGGUGACUUGGUUUUCUUGGGUAGAAAAGAUCGCACUGUAAAGGUUAACGGGCAACGUAUGGCUUUAGAGGAGAUUGAAUAUACACUAAGGGAACAUCCAGACGUAGUUGAUGCUGCUGUGAUAUCUCGCAAUGUUCAGGGGGAGCCUGCACUCCUUCAAGCAUUUAUAUUGUUACAAGAGAAGGAUAAAUCUGGGGAAAUAUGUAUAGAAUCUAUAAAAAGUUGGAUGAUCAACAGACUUCCUUUAGCAAUGAUUCCUAGCCGCUUCGUCAUUAUGGAGUCAUUGCCUAUGUCUUCUAAUGGAAAAGUUGAUUAUGCAUCGUUAGCGAGUAUAAAUGUCACUGGGUCUGCUCAUGAUAUCAUCAGUGAGACCAAGACUGAUGACCUUUUGAAAGUUAUCAAAAAGGCCUUUGCUGAUGCUUUGAUGAUCGAAGAGGUUUCCAACAGUGAUAAUUUUUUUAUUGUGGGUGGUGAUUCCGUUGCUGCAGCACAUGUUGCUCAUAGUUUAGGGAUAAAUAUGAGGAUGGUUUACACCUUUCCAACUCCAUCCAAGCUUCAUAUUGCUCUUCUUGAGAAAAGGGGGUCAUUUAAUGUAGAUGUUAGAGCAGAUGCUAAUUGCAAGGUGGAUCAAGAAGCUGAUGUGGGGAAUGCAUUUCAUUCAUUUUAUUACUCAAAUGAUGAUAUACUUACACGAGGGUUGUUGACGGCUUCAUAUAAUGAAGAUGUAAAAGUUAUACCCUUAAAACAUUUGAAAGUGGAUUCAAAUAAAGAUGUCACUCCAAAGUUUACUGGUCAAAAGGAUGGGUUUUCAUGGAAUGCGCCAUCACCACCCGUGCCAUGUUCAUUCAGUCGUUGCAACAAGGUUAUGUAUGACGAGAAGUAUAGGGGUAAUCAUACUUGUCAAGUAACCUGUUCAGUUGAAGUUCCAAGAGAGAGAAAAGUUUAUAUGCAAGAAUUGUGGAAAGUUCACUUGGAGUCUUGUGUUGAUGCAUCUCCAGUUGUUGUCCUUAAAGAUUCAGAUAUUUAUCUCUUUGUUGGGUCCCACUCACACAAAUUUCUUUGUAUUAAUGCUAAAAGUGGUUCUGUCCAAUGGGAAAUCAAACUAGAAGGUCGAGUUGAAUGUCCGGCAGCAAUUGUUGGUGACUUUUCUCAGGUUGUUGUUGGAUGCUACAAAGGAAAAAUAUAUUUUAUGGAUUUAUCAAACGGCCAUAUAUGUUGGACUUUCCAAACUUGUGGUGAGGUAUGA
Molecule: messenger RNA, 2480 nt
Organism: Pistacia vera
Lineage: Eukaryota; Viridiplantae; Streptophyta; Magnoliopsida; Sapindales; Anacardiaceae
Product: putative acyl-activating enzyme 19
Exons: 8
Coding region: 108-2480 (790 amino acids)
Biological process (GO): amino acid activation for nonribosomal peptide biosynthetic process
Molecular function (GO): protein binding
Source: RefSeq, a predicted model, not a curated record